GAAGGCCUAUUGAGUUUUAACUCGGACUACAUGGUCUGGUAUAGGCGAAAGACAAAGAUGUUUGUUGACCCAGCAAAUGCAAAGACGGCUACAUUGGGUGAAGUUGCGGAGGCAUUACAAUACAUGGUGUCUCCUCAAGGGAGGAAUACAUGCACAUUUGAUGAUCUCGUGCCUUAUGUGGAAAAAAUUACAAUUUUAUCCGAAGAGCAAGAGAGAGUCACUGAGCCAGUGUCACAUGGUCCCGCAUCAGAGCGUCAAUUUCCUGCACAACAGUUUCACAUGCUUCAGUCAAGUAUUGAAACUCAGGGGAUAGACAGAAGAAGGGACACUGUUGAAGCGGAAGAAUAUUCCCAAAAAAUGGCGGAGCGUGGCCAUGGAAUGUAUUACACGCCACAAACAUUUGCUGAGUAUCCGACCCAGAUGUAUCAAUAUCCUUUUCAGGGUCAUCACACUGAUACUUCUGCAAGCCAGCAAUCGUUCGGUGGUGUUGCGGAAACACAAGCUCAUUUUUCAUGGCCCACAAUGACCCCUUCAUAG
Molecule: messenger RNA, 537 nt
Organism: Glycine soja
Lineage: Eukaryota; Viridiplantae; Streptophyta; Magnoliopsida; Fabales; Fabaceae
Exons: 2
Coding region: 31-537 (168 amino acids)
Source: RefSeq, a predicted model, not a curated record